Molecule: messenger RNA, 6020 nt
Organism: Camelus dromedarius (Arabian camel)
Lineage: Eukaryota; Metazoa; Chordata; Mammalia; Artiodactyla; Camelidae
Gene: RPP30
Product: ribonuclease P/MRP subunit p30
Exons: 11
Coding region: 15-821 (268 amino acids)
Biological process (GO): tRNA processing
Cellular component (GO): nucleolar ribonuclease P complex
Molecular function (GO): RNA binding
Source: RefSeq, a predicted model, not a curated record
CAUGUGACUGCAGCAUGGCGGUGUUCGCGGAUUUGGAUCUGCGAGCGGGUUCCGACCUGAAGGCGCUGCGCUGUCUCGUGGAGAACGCCGCUCACCUGGGCUAUUCAGUUGUUGCCAUCAAUCAUGUUGUUGAAUUUAAGGAAAAGAAACAGGAAAUUGAAAAACCAGUAGCUGUUUCAGAACUCUUUACAACUUUGCCAAUUGUGCAGGGAAAAUCAAAACCAAUUAAAAUUUUAACGAGACUGACGAUCAUCGUUUCAGAUCCAUCACACUGCAAUGUUUUGAGAGCAACUUCUUCAAGGGUCCGGCUGUAUGAUAUCGUUGCAGUUUUUCCAAAGACAGAAAAACUUUUUCAUGUUGCUUGUACACAUUUAGAUGUGGAUUUAGUCUGCAUAACCGUAACAGAGAAACUACCAUUUUACUUCAAAAGACCCCCUAUUAAUGUGGCAAUUGACCGAGGCUUGGGCUUUGAACUUGUCUACAGCCCCGCUAUCAAAGACUCCACAAUGAGAAGGUACACAAUUGCCAAUGCCCUCAACUUGAUGCAGGUCUGCAAAGGAAAGAAUGUAAUUAUAUCUAGUGCUGCAGAAAGGCCUUUAGAAAUAAGAGGCCCGUACGAUGUGGCAAACUUAGGGCUGCUGUUUGGGCUGUCUGAAAGUGAUGCCAAGGCUGCGGUGUCCACCAACUGCCGGGCAGCGCUUCUCCAUGGAGAAACUAGAAAAACUGCUUUUGGAAUUAUUUCCACGGUGAAGAAGCCUCGGUCAUCAGAAGCAGAUGAUGAUGCUCUUCCGGCCUGCAAGAAAGCCAAGUGUGAGGGCUGAAGGGAGCCACCAGCCUCUGCCAACACUGUCUUCUUCCAUUGGUUGGUUCAUCAGCUGCAACAGAAACGAAACCUUCAUAUGAUUCACUGUUUUCACUUGGAGCUACGUAUCAGUAGUCUAUAAGAACAGUCUUAUAUUCAAGCCAUGAAAAUAGCAAAACCUAGUGAAGCAUUUAAGAAACAAAAAAGACUGCCCCCUUAAUGAAUUUAGGUAUAUUUUAGAAGAAAAGCGAAGACUAGUUUAUUUAUCCUUUGUGUUACGGGUAAAGAGCAGGUAUGAUUGAGUAAGAUGUUGUAUGUGUUUCAAGAGACUCUUUAAAAAUGUUUCCUGUUCAUUUAAAAAUUCAUGCGCUUUAGCUUUACUUGCUAUACGUGGCUUACUGUUUCUUAAUUUUACUACUCAAAAAGUGGUUAUUUUGAACACUAUUGAAACAUAUUUUAAGGGGUUGGCUUUUAGUUGAUCUCUUCUUAUUUUAAGCCUCUCUUUCACUAUAUUCAUCAAGUCAAAGUCCUUUGUAAAAGGAAUUGCUAUAAAAUUUGUGGCAGGAAAGAGAAAGUGCACACAAAGUCGUACUUGGCCGCUUCCUUUGCUGCUGCUUACCUCUGUGAUGUCCUUGCAGUGGGAUGUCUCUCAGUUGGAAGCCCGUAAAAACCUAACAUCGAUUUUUCUAAUAGCUGUAUUACAGAUAUCAAAGCACUGGACUCAACCAACUUUGAAAGUAAUUUUUUUUAAUAGCAGGAUCAUAUUAAAUAGAGGUAGCUUUUUAUUUUGCAGAUACCUGCAUUUAUGCUAUAUUGAUAUAAAGUAAAAUUGUUUAAAUGAGAAAAAGAACACUGCUCUGAGAGUCAAAAGGUAAUUUUAAAAAGAGAAAGCUUUACACCAGACUCACUUACAAAUUUAGAUGCUUAAAGAAAAUAUUACUAAAGAGAAAUCACCGUAACCAGGUGAGAUUUAUUCUAGGAUUAUAAGAAUAUUUCCAUUCUUUUUAAUGCACUAUACUUUGUCAUAUUAAUAGGUCAAAUGAGAAAAAUCAAAAUUGUUUUAAUAGAUGCCAGUAAGACACUUGCUAAAAUUUAAAAUCCACUCCUGAUUUAAAACAAAAAAAAAACAAUAAAAACCCUUGACAAAGUACAAGUGGAAGAAUAUUUCACAUGUACAUGUAUAUGUUCACUUAUAUUUAUAUACUGUGUAUAUUUAGCAUCAUGAUUCUAAAAGUAAAGCAUUUUUGACUUCCACUUCAGCAGUUUGGUGGAUUAGACUACUCCAUUCCCUCCAUAAAACUGAUGGCCACUGCUGCUGAAUCCUCGCACCGAGAGUCUGCCACUUCCUUGAGUGCCAGCUUCCUUCUGCCUUCACCCCACUUGGAUUCACCAAAAGUUAGGUGUGUGUUUAUUCACAAGCCUGUUUACACCAUUGUGUUUAGCGUUGUAAAGUUAUAUAAGUUAAUUUAAAAUUAUGAAAACUGAUGAACUAAGAGAGGCCAAAAAAAAAGAAUUCCCAGGAAAAUGGAUGCUUUCAAAAAGUUUGAAAAAGAAGAGUCAUUAAAAACAACUGUCAAAGUAGCUGUGAGCAGGACAACUAAGAUUUGGAAGAGAUCCAGUAGAAAUUCUGCACUGUGAUAUGCUAGAGUCUUUGAGUUCUCUCUUUUUUUUUUUAAAUUGAGGUAACAUUGUUUAUAACAUUAAGUUUUAUGUGUACAACAUUAUAUUUCAACUUCUGUGUACACUGCAGCUUGCAACCAAAAGUUUAGUUUCCAUCCAUCGCCAUAUGGUUGAUGCCCUCCUUGCUCAUUUUGCUCUCCCCUCAUCCAUCUUUCCCUCUGGUAACAACUACUCUGUUCUCUUUAUCAGUGUUUUUUUUGUUUCAUUUAGUUAGUUUUUUUUUUUAUUAUUAUUCCACUUAAGAGUAGAGUCAUACAGUAUUUGUCUUUCUCCAUCUGACUUAUGUCACUUAGCAUAAUACCUUUGAGGUCCCUCUGUGAUGUCACAAAUGGCAAGGUUUCAUCUUAUUUUAUAGUUGAGUAGUAUUCUGUUUUAUAUAGAGAGAGAGAAAGAGAGAGAGUAAAUAAUGCUGCAAUGAACAUGAGUGCAUAUAUCUUUACAAAUUUUAGUUUUUGUUGUCUUUGGAUAAAUUCCCAGAAGUGAAAUAGCUGGGUCAUAGGGUAGUUCUUAAUAUUUGGAAGACUCUCCAUAGUGUUUUCCCUAGUGACUGUACCAAUUUACAUUCCUACCAGUGGUGUGUGAAGGUUCCCUUUCUCCACAUCCUGUCUAUAACAUUUGUUAUUUCUUGCCUUUUUGAUAAUAGCCAUUUUAACAGUCUAACAGGAAUGACAUAGGUCUGAGCAGUAUCUUCCUGUGUAUGUCUCUUCAGGCAAGGGAAACAAAAACUAAAAAGCCACACAGCAAAAGGAACCAUCAAAGAAACGAAAAGACAACCUACUGAAUAGGCAAAGAUAUUUUUAAAUUUGAUAAGAGGUUUAUGUCCAAAAUAUAUAAAGAACUCAUAUAACUCAACAAUAAAAAACCAAAUAACCUGAUUAAAAAAUGGGCAGAGAAUCUAAAUAGACAUUUUUCUGAAGAAGAUGUAUAGAUGGCCAACAGGCACAUGAAAAGAUGCUCAACAUCACUAAUUAUGCAAAUCAAAACUAAAUAAGAUCUCACUUUUCUUUCUUCUUUAAAGAGACUGGAGCUCAGGAAAGAACUGUAGCUCUCCCAUCAGUGGAGCCACACUUCCAAGAAUAGGCUUUGACCUUUCUUUAAAAGAUUGGCACGUGAGUGUACAUUUAUAUAUUUUAAACUUAAAAAAUGUUUAAGGGGAUAAUGUUCAACUUUUUUUCAUGUCCCACUUUAAUCUACUUUUUCAGACAACUGACUAUACAGUGCCUCCAUUUGUACCAGACAGAGUAUUGAGGACUUUCAUGUUAUAUUAGAAAAGAGGUGAAGUUAGGGCACUUGUGAGUCUUGAAAAACUCAAGAAAAGCAACCGGGAAAAGACACACAGGUGCUUCUUAGUUCGUCACAUUUGUUGUGUAUUUGCAGUUGUGCCUGAUGAGAGGCUUAUCCUGUGGUCCAGGAUGGGAGGCCAUGAUGGCUGGUCACCAGUGAGGAGGACGAGAAGGUUUCCUUUUAAGGUGUGCUUUUGCUAGAACAUGAGCCACUGUGGGUUUAGUUGUAACAAGAUAACAAUACCUUUAAUAAAAGUUCAGCAAGGUGGUCAGUUAUAAAAUAAAUACACAAAAGCCAGUAGUUGUCAUUAACAGCAACUUGUUAUAGAAUACCAUUUUUAAAAGAUAGCCCUGUUCAUAAAGACAUAUAUUACCAAGAAAUGUUUGGGACCUCUAUGAAGAAAACACUAAAUGAAAAUUAUAUGGGUAAUUAAGGAAGACUGGAAUACAUGAUGGGAGACAUUCUAUUUCCUUGGAUAAAGAGACAUUGUACAUCAAAUUCUCCCCCAAAUUAAUCUGUGAAUUUAACAUCCAAAACAAAGUAUCUCUGUAUUUUUGUUUGCUGUGUAUACGUUUCAUUUUUAGUCUGGUAUUUUGAAAGAAAAAAAUACGAGAAUAACUGGGAAAUUUUGUAGAAAAACAGUGGAAGGGACUUGUAGUGCUGAAUAUUGCAGAGUCCAACAGAACUCUAGUAACUAAAACAGUGUAUAAUUGGUGCAGAGAUCCAAUCAGUGAAAGAGUUGGGAGUCCAGAACCACUCUAGUUUCAGGAGGAAGUGAUGGGUUGUUCAGUAAGUGGUGCUGGAACAGCUGGUCAUGCAGCGGGAGAGGCAGUACAGCACACCAGUGACGUGCAGACUGAUGGCACACUGCCUGCGUUCGAGUCCCAGCUUGCCAGUACUUUGUACCUGUGAUCUUGGACAAAUUACGUAACCUCGCUGUGCCUCGCCUCCUUCAUCUAGUCUCCCUAUAGCAUUAUUGCAAGGAUUAGGUAGAUUAAAAUCUGUAGAAGACUCAGAGCAGGACUGUCAUGUAGAAUGUACCUAUUAAAUAUUGGCUAGUCGAUCAUUUAGAGGCAAAAAAAGGUCUAAUCCCUAUCUUUUACCCCGUACACUCUCAUAGUUAGUAAAUUGAAGUGGAUUAAAGAUCUUUUUAAAAACUUAAAAAAAAAAAAAGCUUGGUUUGGUCAUCAAAGCCAGAAAACAUAAAACCUUGAUCAAUUUGUCUAUAAAAGGGUAAUGUUGGAAAAGUGCAAACAGCUAGGAAGGUACAUUUGCGAUGCAUAUUCCAGAGAGAUUCCAGAGAUCCUUAGCUUUUUAAAAGGCAUUGUUUUUAAAAAACAAAUACACAGCAUGACAAAUACUGCUGGUGUCCACUCAGAUCUUUUUACCAGUCCGGUGUACCCGUCCCCCAGCUGCUGCAGCUAUUGGGUACUGAUGGUUUAUCGUCACCCUCCCCCAGAGGAUUGUCCUGGGCUGAUUGAUGGCAGCUUACCCAGAGAUGCCUGGGAAGUUUUACCUGGACCCCUGGAGUUUGGCCCGUGGCAAAUGCCUGAUGCGCAGGGUAUUACUGCCCGCCUUCUGGCCUCUGUGGUGCAGUUUAUGCUCCUGAGAACCUCAUGGGAUUAGGUUUAGGUGAGACUUCUCCCAAAACCACAUUUCUGCCUCUUUUCUUCUCCUGCUCUGUCCUGUUUCCCUCAGUCCCUUAUAGAGCUCUCUCAAGAAAUCACUUGCACAAGAAUCCUCAUUUCAAGUGCUGCUUCCAGGGAACCUGACUUAAUAGAAAAUUGAGCAAAGAAGGUUGACCCAGAAAAAUGCUCAGUAAACCUGAAGAUGCUGAACUUUUUUAGUGAUCGGGGAAAUCGUCAAAAAUACAUCUCUUUUGCUGAUUGGGUUGAAAAAAAUAAAAGAUUUAUAAAGAUUGUGGGGAAAGGCAGUAACAUACUGUGGAAGGGAUAAUUUGAUACCAACCUCAUAGAUAUUUCUAUAAGUGUAUUUCUUGAAAUAACUGGGUAGGUGUAAAGGAUGCAUGGAUAAGGCUAGUCAUUGCAACAAUAUUUAAAAUGGGGAAAUGGAAGCAACCUGAAUGCCCAGUAAUGACUGAAUUGGUUAAAUGAUCCAUUGUACAUUGAAACAUAAGACUACCAUUUAUAAAGAUGUCUGGAAUAAGUUGUUCACUGGAAAACAAAGUAAUAAAAUUAAAUGUACAGUGCUUGUAUGUAAUGUGCACAGAAAUAAUCAAAGUGCCAUGAAAUUA